GAGAUUAAAAAAAAGUUGGAAGGUGGAGUGGAUUUAUUCGAUGAAUACCCAUAAGAGAAGAAAAAAAGAAAAUCAUAAGAAAAACAAUGUAGUGUGAUUGAUAUUAUGUUUAUUCUUCUUAUAACAAAAUCAUGGAUUGCGACUCUGUUUAUUAGAAAAUAAAAAAGAAAGCGAAAAAGACAAGUAGAGAGAGAGGGAGAGAGAGAGAGAAGAGGAGAGGCAGCUGAAGCAAGAAGGCACCGGUAUAAUAGGAUGCGAGGAAGGUUUUUUUGGCAUUCUCUGUAACGGCGUUUUUCCCGGAUUCCCAAAAAACAAAACCCAGAAAGAAGAAAGUUGAACAAGGUGAAGAAGAGAAGCAAAAAGCGGUUUUUAGAGUGUGGAGUUUUCUCCUUAAAAACGCUUCUGUAACGGCAAUCCAAAGAGGGUGUGAGAAGAAGUGGAGUCCGGUGGAGCGUUACAGUUUUUACACUUACUCAACGGACAACACUUGUACUUCUUCUUCUUCGUCGUCUUCUUCUUGGGAAAUCCUUUAAAUCCCCCAUCAAUCUUUCAUUCUGCUUCAAAUUACAACUGGGUUUUAUGUGUCUCUAGUUUUUGAGCCAAUACUGGUUCUCCUUUGUUUUCUGUUGUUGACUUGUGGGGGUGGGAGGGGGAGCUUUAAUAAUAAUGGCUAAUCGGGGUGGAGGGUCGUUUUUACCCUCAAGUAGUACUUCGAUUCAAGGUUGGUGUGGAGAUGAACUUUAUACUGAGCUAUGGAAGGUCUCGGCUGGACCUCUUGUGGAAAUUCCUCGAGUUAAUGACAAGGUUUUAUAUUUUCCUCAAGGUCAUAUGGAACAGUUGGAGGCAUCUACAAAUCAGGAGCUAAAUCAGAAACUUCCUUUGUUUAAUCUUCCCCCCAAAAUUCUUUGUCAAGUAGUUGAUACCCGGCUGCUGGCUGAGCAGGAUUCAGAUGAGGUUUAUGCACAGAUAACUUUAAUGCCAGAAGCUAAUCAAGCGCUACCUUCAAGUUUUGAACCUCCACUGAUAGAGUGUCGAAAAACAAAAGUCCAUUCGUUUUGCAAGGUUUUAACUGCUUCUGAUACUAGCACCCAUGGAGGGUUCUCCGUGCUUCGGAAACAUGCCACAGAAUGCCUGCCUCCAUUGGAUAUGACCCAGCAGACCCCAACUCAGGAACUUGUAGCCAAAGAUCUUCAUGGUUAUGAGUGGCGAUUCAAGCAUAUAUUUAGGGGUCAACCACGAAGGCAUUUGCUGACGACCGGAUGGAGCACCUUUGUGACUUCUAAGAGACUGGUUGCUGGAGAUUCUUUUGUUUUCUUGAGGGGGGAAAAUGGAGAAUUACGAGUUGGAGUGAGGCGUCUUGCUCGCCAACAAAGCAGCAUGCCUUCUUCUGUCAUUUCGAGUCACAGCAUGCACUUAGGAGUGCUUGCUACUGCAUCUCAUGCCGUGUCGACUCAAACUCGCUUUGUUGUCUAUUAUAAGCCAAGGGCAAGCCAAUUUAUCGUCAGCUUGAGCAAGUACAUGGAAGCGAUGAACAAUAAGUUCAUGGUUGGGAUGAGGUUCAAGAUGAGGUUUGAGGGGGAGGAGUCUCCUGAGAGAAGGUUUUCGGGUACCAUAGUCGGAGUUGAUGACAUGUCUCCUCACUGGCCCAAUUCAGAAUGGCGAUCACUGAGAGUUCAAUGGGAUGAACUUGCAUCUAUUCAGAGACCUGAUAGGGUUUCACCAUGGGAGAUUGAACCUUUCGCUCCUACGUCUCCUAGCAUUCCGCACCCUAUUUCAGUAAAGAAUAAAAGGCCUCGGCCUCCACUUGAAAUUCCAGAUUCUGAUAAUUCAACUGUAACAACUCUACGACAUCCUGGAUCAACAUCACAUGAUGAUAGAACACAACUAAGUGUUUCUGCUGCUGAACUUAAAAGAUAUGAAAAUCAUGCAACAUGGCAUUACAAGCAAACAGAUGCUGGCGGCAGUGGAAAUUCUGUAUCAAGGACUGCAAUGGAGGGAUCUUGGUUAGCAUCCUCAAGUGGCUGCGUUUCUCAGCAUCGGUUACAGGAUUUGACAGAUGACCGUAAAAACAGUUCUGUUUGGUCAACGGUCUUUCCAGGACCGCUGGCAGCACACUCAACAUGUCCAACUCCACGGUCUUCAAAUCCGAAGAGUGACCAAGUACAUGACCUUGGGGAAAAGGGGAAGAAAGCUGAGGCGGCUCCAAGCUGCCGGUUGUUUGGGAUUGAGCUCAUCAAUCAUUCUAAGAGCUCAGUUCUCCCUGAAAGAGCAGCUGAUCAACCAAAUAGCACACCGAAUAGCACACCAAAUGAAAUCACUGAUGCAGAGCAGAACUCAAACCUGCCAAAGAUUUCUAAAGAAAGAAAAUUAGGACUUUUACCAUUACCUCCUAAAGAGAUCCAGCACAAGCAGAACAGCUCGACCAGCAGCCGAAGCCGUACCAAGGUCCAAAUGCAGGGGAUGGCCGUUGGACGGGCAGUGGAUCUUACCACAUUGGAGGGUUAUGGCCAGCUCAUUGAUGAAUUGGAAAAGAUGUUUGAUAUCAAGGGAGAACUUCAUCCUCGUAAUAAGUGGGAGAUUGUUUUCACCGACGACGAAGGAGAUAUGAUGCUCAUGGGCGAUUACCCCUGGCAGGAAUUCUGUAACAUGGUGAGAAGAAUAUAUAUAUGGUCAAGUCAGGAUGUGAAGAUGGGUUCGGUUAGCAAACUUGCGAGUACACUCGAAUGUGACGGGACAGUAAUAACCUCGGAGUCGGCUGACAGCUGAAGCUGGAAGUACGUUGCUUCGAAAUCUUAAAUAACAAUCUUUUGGGUGGGGAACUUGGGGUGAACGGGGGGGGGGGGGGCUGUGGGGAGAGUUCAAGUCCUUUGUUGUUUGUUAUGGGAAAAAAAAGGAAAAAAAAGGAAAAAAGGAAAAACUAGUUUCAAAUUUGAUCAAAAGAAAGAAAAAAGACCACAAAAAAAAAAAAAAAAAAAAAGAAAGAAGAAGAACACAGAACAGAGACACAUGGGAUAAUCUUUGGCUCAUUUUCUAAAAGCUUUUGGAAGAGAGAUGAAGAUUAGAAUUUGGGAAUACUUUGUUGAAAUGAAAUGAUGAGUGGGUUAGAAAAUGUAGAGGUUAUGGAGUGAGUAACCUUUGCUUCUUCUAUUUAUGUAAAUACACCCAUUUUGUCAAAUGUAAAACUUUUUAUCUUCUAGACUAUUGCUACUUUAAUUACCUAA
This is a messenger RNA of Cucumis melo (muskmelon), 3221 nucleotides long. Its product is annotated as auxin response factor 18-like. The transcript is spliced from 14 exons. Gene Ontology annotation, molecular function: DNA binding; protein binding. Lineage: Eukaryota; Viridiplantae; Streptophyta; Magnoliopsida; Cucurbitales; Cucurbitaceae. The coding region runs from base 667 to 2766 and encodes 699 amino acids. The record is from RefSeq and is a predicted model, not a curated record. Gene Ontology annotation, cellular component: nucleus. Gene Ontology annotation, biological process: response to hormone; regulation of DNA-templated transcription.